AUGGAUUUUGCAUCUCUCAUGUCCAAAGAGAUAGCCAAGGCUCGGCCGCAGUCUCCCGCCACCGACCCGUCCAAGAAAUAUCUGAAGCGCGCCGAAAUCGAAGCCGAGCGCAAAGCACAAUACCUGGCCGAGCAACGAGCCAUCGAAGCAGAGCGGGAAGCAAAAUUAGCCCAGAAGCGCAAGAGGGAGGAAGAGGAGGCGGAGGCGAAUCGGGCGCGGGAGGAGAAACGCAGGAAGUUGGCGGAAGAGUCGAGGCGGCGGCGGGAAGAGCAGGAAGCGGAGGAGGAGAGAGCGAGAAGGAAGAGGUUGGGUUUGCCGGAACUGGUGAAAGAGAAGAGUGAGGAGGUCGCUGAAGUCGACGAUAUUCCGGAUGAGGAGUUGAUAGAGAAACUGAGGGCUAGGGGAGAACCAAUAAAGCUUUUUGGGGAGACCCACAAGCAGAGAUUAAGACGGUUUAGGAGGCUAGGUGUUGUGAUGACCACGGGGCCUAUUCCAACGUCUCUGGAGCUGGUGGACGAGAAAGAUAUGAAAGUCGAGGCGGUUCCAAAGGAUGCCGAGGGACGGAAGUAUCUAUUUAGACAGCUGGCUUCUUACUUCACUAUGGUAUUGACGGAGUGGGAGCAGGCUCUGGAGAAGGAGAAGAGGGAUACAUUUGCCAGCAAAGCAGCCUAUAACGCUAUGGUUCAAAGCAAGGAGAGCAUGACACCUUUAUUCCGAAAGUUCGAAAAGGGCGACAUUGAAGAUGGUAUCCUGGAGCCCAUUGUGGAGAUUGUCAAAGCGGCACAAGAACGCCGUUACGUGGAUGCGAACGACGGGUAUUUACGCUUGAGUAUCGGCAAGGCAGCAUGGCCUAUCGGAGUCACCAUGGUUGGUAUCCAUGAGCGAAGUGCUCGGGAGAAGCUGCAUGAGAGCGACAAAGGCCAUGUCAUGGGGGACGAGGUCACAAGAAAGUACUUGCAGAGCAUCAAGAGAUGUUUGAGCUUUGCUCAGGUCAGGUGGCCUCCCGAGGAUAUCAGGCAGCUGAUGGGUUAA
Molecule: messenger RNA, 1032 nt
Organism: Amorphotheca resinae ATCC 22711
Lineage: Eukaryota; Fungi; Ascomycota; Leotiomycetes; Helotiales; Amorphothecaceae
Exons: 2
Coding region: 1-1032 (343 amino acids)
Biological process (GO): RNA splicing; generation of catalytic spliceosome for second transesterification step
Cellular component (GO): U4/U6 x U5 tri-snRNP complex; U5 snRNP; U2-type post-spliceosomal complex
Source: RefSeq, a predicted model, not a curated record